UAUUCAGUACAGAUUUCUUUCAUCAUUUACAUUAUUGUUUCUUAUUUAUUGAAGGUCAUACAAAAACAAAGGUGUGGCAAGAUACUACAAUACAUUCAACCCGUCAAGCUCACCGAGAAGGAUUGUCUACAGGAUUGAAGGGGCCUUCUGGAAAAGGGAAGCGGUUGAUAAUAGUGCACAUUGGAAAUGAAGCUGGAUUUUUGGAAGGGGGUCAGCUAAUUUUCGAGAGUCAGAAAGGGGAAGGCGAUUACCAUAAAGAAAUGAACGCUAAAGUGUUUGAAGAUUGGUUCAAAAAAAUUAUAAAUUUAAUUGAGCCUCACUCUGUUAUAGUGAUGGACAAUGCUCCCUAUCAUUCUCGUCGACUGGAACUAAUACCAAAUAUGCAGUGGAAAAAAGUUGAUAUUCAGAAUUGGCUCACAAGCAAAGGUAUCUCGUUCCAGGAGACAUUAAUAAAAAGGGAGCUUAUAGACAUAUUAAAACCAAUAAAAGAAAAAUACUUGGCAUAUGCCACUGAUACAUAUGCUAAAGAAAAGGAUAUUGAAGUGUUACGUUUGCCCCCAUAUCACUGUGAAUUAAACCCAAUUGAGAUGAUAUGGGGGCAAGUCAAAGGCUAUGUUGCAGGGAAAAAUAAAACAUUUAAAAUGGAUGAAUUAAAAAGAUUAUUACUGGAAUCAAUGGAUCUAAUAACCCCUGCAGCAUGGCAAAAGUGUAUUGACCACGUUAUACAAGAAGAAAAGAGAAUGAGAGACCUGGAUGGUAUAACAGAUAAUGUUAUUGACGAAUUUAUCAUCCAGGUUGCAGAUAGUAGUGCUAGUAGUUCAUCAGCAUCAGAAAGUGACACUGGAUGA
Messenger RNA from Hyposmocoma kahamanoa, 848 nucleotides. RefSeq lists its product as uncharacterized. Gene Ontology annotation, molecular function: nucleic acid binding. The coding region runs from base 261 to 848 and encodes 195 amino acids. The transcript has 2 exons. The record is from RefSeq and is a predicted model, not a curated record. NCBI's taxonomy places the organism in Eukaryota, Metazoa, Arthropoda, Insecta, Lepidoptera, Cosmopterigidae.